This is a messenger RNA of Sarcophilus harrisii (Tasmanian devil), 4946 nucleotides long. RefSeq names its product ABI family member 3 binding protein (gene ABI3BP). Gene Ontology annotation, biological process: extracellular matrix organization; positive regulation of cell-substrate adhesion. The record is from RefSeq and is a predicted model, not a curated record. The coding region runs from base 111 to 4913 and encodes 1600 amino acids. Gene Ontology annotation, molecular function: protein binding. Lineage: Eukaryota; Metazoa; Chordata; Mammalia; Dasyuromorphia; Dasyuridae. The transcript is spliced from 59 exons.
CUAACUUUUGCAGCCUCUGUCAUUGGGAGAGCCGUUCACUUAAAUGCAGCUCCAGGAGGCUGUGUGAUACCCACCAGCAUCACUCACACUGUGACUUUGGGUUUGUAACCAUGGUCUCCAGCUUGAUCUUUCUACUUCUUUGUGGAAACAUUGCCCUAAACCUGGGAAAUGCACAGAAAUUGCCAAAAGGUAAAAGGCCAAACCUGAAAGUCUAUAUCAAUACCACAGGUGACUCCAUUCUCAUGAAGUUUCUUCGUCCAGAUCCAAAUACCAAAUUAGAAGGUUUUCUCUUGGGAUAUGGCAGCAAUUCACAUUCCAACCAAUACUUCCCAUUGCCUGCAGAAGGAAAGUCAUCUCAGGCUGAAGUUGAUGCAGAGCCUAAAUAUUUGAUAGUUGUACGACCUGUACCUCCUCCAAGCCAAAAGAAAAAAUGUUCAGGUAAAUCUCGUACUCGGCAACCUCUCCAAAUGGUAGUAGGCACUUUGUCACCAAGCUCAGUCUUUCUAUCUUGGGGUUUUCUCAUCAACCCGCAAUAUGAUUGGACCUUACCAAGUCAGUGUCCUAAUGACAGAUUAUAUACAGUUCGCUAUCGGGAAAAAGACAAAGAAAAAAAAUGGAUUUUCCAAAUAUGCCCAGCCACUGAAACAGUAGUUGAGAAUCUGAAGCCAAAUACUAUUUAUGAAUUUGGAGUGAAAGAUAAUUUAGAAGGUGGACUCUGGAGCAGGAUUUUUAAUCACAAGACUGUUGUAGGAACUAAAAAUAAAGGAAAUGGGAAAAUUCAAAGUACCUAUGACCAGACGCAUAUAGUGCCAGCAUACAUUCCAAAGAAGAUAAUUCCCAUCACAAUUAUUAAACAAGUAAUUCAGAAUGUCACACAUCGAGCAGCAUCAAAAUCUCCGGACAGGCCAUCUGUAGGAGGCACAAUACUAGUUCAUCUUAUCAUUCCUGGACUGAAUGAAACCACUCCAAAAGGUUCUCCACCUAUCAUGUUGGAUAUUUCUGAAACAGUCAAGACCCUGUUAGCUAAGAAUGAAACCUUGGCAAUACCUGUUGAAUCUAAAAUACCAGAAGAAGGAAAAAUACCAGCGCAGCCUGUACCAGUGACAAUGGAAACUGUUCAAAGAACCACAAGCCCUACUAUGACCAGUGUCAUAGAAAUUUCAGAAACAACUUUGGCUCCAAACAAGCUUCCAGAAUUCCCUCAAGCCAAAACACCAUUCUCUCUGGCAAAACCUAGAGCAACAUUGGCUUCAGAUCAGAUACAAUGGAUUGUGCCUACAGCCAAAACAUCUGAUGGUCUGAAAGUUCUACAGCCCCACCCUGCAACUCAUGAUAUGCAGCCUGUUCUCUCAAGUACCCCAACAACAGAUGAGCCUGAAAUAUCCAUCACCCAAACAGCAGCAACAACAACUCUGGACUCUGCCCCAUCUAAAACUUCUAGAACAAUUGAACAGCCAAGGGCCACACUGGCUCCAAAUGAAGUGCCACUUCUUCCUCAAAAACCGAAAAUAUAUGCCAGUCCUGAAAUACAACAUACUACACUUGCUUCCACACAAACCACAUCCAUUCCUUCUACACCUAAGCGACGACGCCCCAUUAUCAGACCGACAGGAAGCAAACGUGUGAUAAGCUCAACCAUUUCAGAAUCUACACCAAAGCCCAAACCAACUUCUCAUGGACUUAAGAGGCCAACAGCAACACUGGUUCCUAAAGAAAUAUUUCCUGUUCCCCCCAAACCAACAACUCCCCCAGGCCCAGAAGUAUCACAACUAACUCCUGCCCAGGAGUCUGUUAGUGCUGAAACUACAUCAGCACCAUCUUCACCACGGUCACCGACAACAAUAGCUCUACCAAAAACAAAAAGGCCAGGUCAUCGUCGGCGUCCUAAAACCACACCUUCUCCCAAAGCAUCUCUCACCCAAUCCGCCCUGGAAUCUGUUACACUAACUACUGAAACAACCAAGACUACACUAGCUUCCAAAUCUCCCAGGUCCAAAACUAGAAGUCGUAAGGUUAAAACCACACCACGUACAUCUACAAUACAGACCAUAUCUGCAUAUGAACCUGUUACACAUAGGACAGAGGCAUCAAUGACAACUCUGGCUUCACAGUUGGACCAAUCAUCACCACAUACUGAUCCCCAACUUAAAAGGACACUAAGUCCAGAUGUGCCAGAGAUCAAAACUGCCCCAGGACCAGGGACAGUUAUAAUAACUCAUUCUCCAACAACAACAUUAGUCAUGGAAUCGUCAACAUUCAAAACUGAUACCAUGGUAACAACAAUAGCCCCAGGACCAGGGACAGUUAUAAUAACUCAUUCUCCAACAACAACAUUAGCUAAAAUAAAAACAAAGCCUUCUCAUCGAAAGCGUCCUAGACCUAAAACUACAGUGAAACCAGAGAAAUCACAAACCAAAUCUGUUCUUACUACAGCUUUAGAACCUGCCACCCUUAGAACUGUGACUCCAGCAGCAACAUUAGCACCCAAAGUACCUACAAAGACACGGCGCCCACGCCCAGGCCCUGGCCCACAUCCACGCCCUCACCCUCGCCCACGCCUACCCCAAACUACUACACCAAGUACUGAAGUACCUCAAACCAAACCUGCUCCCACAGAAGUGCAAACUAAUCUUUUCCAAACAACAUCACCAUACCUAGAAAAACCACCGAUUACACCUGCUCACAAACCAAUUAAACAAAAUCGAACAAAGUCACCUUCACAUUCCAAGCUUAAAACAACUCCAAGUCUACCUGUACCUCAAACCAAACCUGUUUCUAAAAUAGAACUGGAAUCCGUUGCAUUUAGCACUACUUCACCAAAGGCAACUAUAGCUCCAAAAGGACCACAUUAUGUACAUCCUAUACCCAAAACAUCACAGAGUCCUGAUGAGCAACAAACCAAAGCUGUCCUGGAAUCUAUUACCUAUGUAUCUGAGCCACCCAUGGAAACAAUAGCUUCCAUAGAGACAACACCUGUGCCUUCCAAAACUUUAGCACUGCCCAAGCCAGAUGCACCACAGACAAAAACUGCUCCAAAAAAGACAACACAUGCUCCACCCAAAAUGAAAACAACCCCAGCUUCAGUCAAGCCUGCUACUAAGGUUUCCCGACCUGUCACUUCAAAACCGAAAAUAUCACCAAGACCACAUGCAUCAUCAACUCUACCUGCUCCCACAGAAAGACAUAUCUCUUCUUCAUCUCAGCCAUCCCUGAGUCCUAUUGUAUCUCCAACCACCUCUGUCCCAGAAGAAAAUACUAUCAGAAUCAAGCAACCAAAGACAACUUUAGCCCCAAUAACCAUCACAUUGAGAACAGCAACACCAACAAUAGCUCCCAAAGAUGUACAUAAACCAGAUUCAGAUGUUUCUCAGACCAAGCCUGUCCUGGAACCUGUUACAUUUAAAAUUGAACCAUCAAAGCCAACAAUGGCUCCCAUAGGGACAAAAAGCAUUCCUGUUAAGCCUAAGAUUUCACCAAGUCCAAGUCAAGAUGUACUACAAACCACACUGGCAAAAACAGUUCAUUCCACUCAGGAACCAGCCACCACAAAGAUUCCUCGAAAACCUAAACGAACAAAGACAACUCAGGCACCAAAUAAAGUGUACACUACUACUAUAAGAAAGAGACCUGUCAGACCUGACAAAAAUAGGACAAUUGCAGGAGCUGAUAGAUUCAAACCCAAUGGAAUUUCUCAAGACACAGAUUACAUCAAACCAAGCUCUGGAGAUAUUAACAAGCAUAUCAGUGCCCCCAAAAAUGUUUCACUUGAUGCUACCAAAAAACCAGGUACAGUGGCCAAGACUCAUCAUCCCAUCUUGCCACCUCCUAAGCCAACCCGAAGAAAACUUCAACCACAAAAUGUGACUGGCAAGCCAGGAAGUACAGGAACCAUCUUGUUACCACGAGUAACAUCCCCUCCUCCAAAGGUGACAGUCAAACCUACUGGCCCCACUAUGCCAAAGAAGAUUGAAACAGAGAAAAAGCAGCCAACUGCCUCUGUUACAGGAGAAUAUGGUAAUUUGACUGACUUUAGCUCAAGCCCUACAAGAGAGACUGAUUCUCUGGGAAAUCAGCGGUUUGUGGCUCCUCAUGUGCGAUACAUUCCAAAGCCUGAGAACGAGCCCUGUUCUAUCACUGAUUCUAUGAAGCGGUUCCCAACAGAGGAGGUAUCAGAGGAGAGCCCCACAAGCCCGCCCCAGAAUCCUCCGACCAACCUCACUGUGGUCACAGUAGAAGGAUGCUCAUCAUUCGUCAUACUCGACUGGGAGAAGCCACAAAAUGAUACUGUCACUGAAUAUGAAAUUAGAUCCAAAGAAAAUGGAGCGCCCACUGGGAAGAAGGAGUCUAUUCAAACUACAAAUCAAACUUUCUCCACAAUAGAAAAUCUAAAGCCAAACACCAGUUAUGAAUUCCAGGUGACACCCAGAAACCCUCUUGGUGAAGGCCCACCUAGCACAACUGUGUCAUUCAGUACUGAAUCAGCGGAUCCAAGAGUGAGUGAGCCAAUUUCAGCAGGAAGAGAUGCCAUCUGGACUGAAAUACCUUUUAAGUCAGACUCUUAUUCAGAAUGCAAAGGCAAACAGUAUGUCAAGAGAACUUGGUAUAAGAAGUUUGUAGGUGUGCAGCUAUGCAAUUCUUUGAGAUACAAGAUUUAUCUGAGUGAUUCACUCACAGGAAAAUUUUACAACAUAGGAGAUCAGAGAGGACAUGGGGAAGAUCACUGUCAGUUUGUGGAUUCCUUUUUAGAUGGCCGAACUGGACAACAACUCAACUCUGAUCAGCUGCCAAUCAAAGAAGGCUACUUUAGAGCAGUUCGCCAAGAACCAGUCCAAUUUGGAGAAAUAGGUGGUUACACACAGAUCAACUAUGUCCAAUGGUAUGAAUGUGGAACUACGAUACCUGGAAAAUGGUAAAUGUGCUACAGUAGUGAUGAAAGAUGCCUUCUU